AUAAAUCAUCGGAAUACCGACAAGAUUGUGCGAAAGGUGGUCCUUACGCUGUAUAAGUAUGCAACAACCACAACAACAACAAAACUAGGUUGUGCGAACAUUUACUUGACAAAAUUGUUACGUCUGUUACUUGAAGCACUGUGGGUACAAAUACCGACACGACAACCCUAUUAGAAAUUUCUCGGGAGUCAAGGAGAAUCGCACAACCAGAAAUGAUAUUCUUGCUUACAUUUUAUUAUAAUGACAUUGUUGUAAUAUAACUUUCCGAAGCGUAUGGCCAACUUGGAUAGUAAACGCUUUGGCAGCAGCAGCACAAUGGACCGUAGUAAUCCUUUUAAUGAUAGUGACGAAACGUUUAUGAAAAAACAUGGUUAUGUUUUGGGUGCGACGCUUGGUAAAGGCAGUUAUGCGAAAGUGAAGUCGGCUAUGAAGGAUAGAGAUCGAAAGAAAGUUGCCGUCAAAAUUAUGGAUAGAAGGAAGGCGGCAAACGAAUUUCGGGAAAAAUUUCUUCCACGAGAAAUCGCCAUCGCACCGGAUUUGAAGCACCCAAAUGUGGUGGAAACAUAUGCUGUAUACCAGAACAAAGAUAAAAUUUACAUGGUAAUGGAACUGGCCAGCGGAGGCGACAUGCUGCGUUAUGUGCGAGCCAGAGGCGCACUAAAUGAGCAGGCUGCAAAACGGUUUUAUGGUCAAAUGUGCAGUGCGUUGGAAUUUCUCCAUUCUCGGAACGUCUGCCACAGAGACCUCAAAUGCGAAAAUCUUCUGUUAGAUGGAGAAUCUAACAUAAAAUUGUCAGAUUUCGGAUUUGCUCGGACCUUCAAGACAGAGAAGGACCAGAGUAGUACGUUCUGCGGAUCGGCUGCGUACGCGGCUCCCGAAGUUCUACAGGCGAAACCGUACGACGCCCGAGCCUACGAUGUAUGGAGUAGUGGUGUGAUUUUAUUCAUCUUUGUCUGUGGAUUUAUGCCAUUUGACGAUACUAGCAUCAGGGAACUAAUCAGGCAACAGAAUGAGAAGCUAAAAUUUCCUCGAGGAUCGAAUAUCAGCCGAGAAUGUCGGAAUAUUAUUCGCCAAAUUUUGAGUGUUGACCCGAGGAAGCGGCUGAAACUGUCGCAGAUCCGAGAAUCGGAAUGGAUGAGUCGUGAUUUUGCUCCAAGUAGCUUGCCAGAUGAAUCAGAGGAAUGCGCACCAGCAGCCGGAAAAUGCAACCCAUUGCAUGGCACGGAUGAUGUCCCACCUGGUGACAACACCGAUAUCAAAAGAGAAAAAGAAAAUGCAAUGGGGGGUCACGUUUCUGGAUCAGGUGAAAAGAAAACACAUGAACUGAACAGCUUUCAAGCAGCUAGCCACACUGCACGACCGUAAACCGUUUAUCCUGUGAUACUUCUAAGUACUUAGAUUCUGUCUAAAAUUGAUUUUCGCGUCGUAAGUUUAUUGAGCUUGUAUUCCGUAGAGCUACUAAAAGUAUCACUGCGUCUUAAAUGUUUGAGCAUUGUGGGUUGGUAUUGUUGGCUACGCUGGGUUUGCAACUGGGCUUGCUUGAACAACGUUACACCGUUGCAGGUUUCUAAAAAUUGCCAUUAAGUUCUGUGAAAUAAAGCGCAAUCUAGC
Messenger RNA from Paramacrobiotus metropolitanus, 1611 nucleotides. RefSeq names its product testis-specific serine/threonine-protein kinase 2-like. The record is from RefSeq and is a predicted model, not a curated record. Gene Ontology annotation, biological process: intracellular signal transduction; protein phosphorylation; microtubule cytoskeleton organization. Lineage: Eukaryota; Metazoa; Tardigrada; Eutardigrada; Parachela; Macrobiotidae. Gene Ontology annotation, cellular component: cytoplasm. Gene Ontology annotation, molecular function: tau-protein kinase activity; protein serine/threonine kinase activity; ATP binding. The transcript has 4 exons. Bases 274 to 1365 code for a protein of 363 amino acids.